This is a messenger RNA of Cyphomyrmex costatus, 4039 nucleotides long. It is a transcript of the gene armi, whose product is annotated as probable RNA helicase armitage. The coding region runs from base 376 to 3975 and encodes 1199 amino acids. Gene Ontology annotation, molecular function: helicase activity. The record is from RefSeq and is a predicted model, not a curated record. Lineage: Eukaryota; Metazoa; Arthropoda; Insecta; Hymenoptera; Formicidae. The transcript is spliced from 7 exons.
AGUCUGGACCGGGUCGAAAAUGUCAUAAUAAGUAGUAUUGUACGAGUGUCAUGGUAUGUAAUCGGCUGUUGUAGGACUCGUAGAUCGAAUUAUGAAUUCGUCUACCCUGUCGACGAGCACUUUAGGACAUUCGACGGGGCAGAGAACGCCAGAAUCCCAGGACUCUGAGCUAACCUCAAGCGCGACUCAAACAUCCAAGAUCCUAAAUCAAAUGAAAUCUGAAUUGCAAGAGCAGAAGCAGCGUAAACGAUUUCUCAAGGAACUUCAUACAAAGCGCGUACAAUCCUUGCGAAAAGAAUUAGACUAUCUUAAAGCGACAGAGUGGAGAUAUCAGUCUAUAGAUCGGUACUUAGAUAGGAGCCAGAGGAAUUAAAGAUGUUAUCAUUAUUGCAUAGUGGAAUUCAGUAUGCUAUAAGCUAUGUAUAUCCAAAGAAGACAGAAGCAGAGAAGAGUGAAGAGGAAGACAUAGAUAAAGUUAUAUGUCGUAUAGAGCUCGCAAAUGAGGCCAACGCAGACAAAACUGUAAAGAAAGAAGAAGCACUAAACGAAGAAGGAUGUUACUACAAGACGGGAAGUGUUACCUAUGUCACUACAGAUUAUAUCCUCAUAGAUGAUUCCUAUACAUAUGAAAAAAUGGAUGAUUUGACUAGUAAUCUUAAAGUAGGUGAUGAAAUUUACUACUUGCUAUAUCUACGAGAUCCAAAUGCAAAGCCAAAAGUACAAAAAAUUAUCAGCGUAAUGAACACCUGGAAUAAUGAAAACAUUAUUGUAAAACAUAAUGUACACAAUUAUACGACAUCAAGGAACUUAGUUGGCAAAGUGAUAAAACGUGAAGGCCGAAUUGCCAUUGUUGAGCCGAAUGAUCUUUAUAUUGACUUGAGCAAAGUGCGAUCUGACUUCAUUCCCCUAGUUGGUGAUUGGUUGUCAAUAGACUGCUUAGUCGAAUUGGACAAUGAAUCUAAAGAUUGGAUUGGCGAAAUCUUGGAGAUUAAUAGAAUUAAACCAUUACGAUCUCAACUAAACUGUGGUGUGAUAUCAAAGUAUAAUCCACAGAACGAGGUGGGAGUAAUUAAUAAGGAUGUGAUUUUUUAUAAGCGCACAUGUGGUAUGGGUUAUACUCCUUAUAUUGGUGACAAAGUGGUGACCGAAAGCAUAGAAAGUGAUCAAGGACAGUACAAAUGGAGAUCGUUGACUGUAAUUCCAUUAAUAAAGGGUCCAAAUAAAUGUAUUAAAUCAAUAACAAAUACAUUUUCUUCCGUAUUAGAUACAGAAUUAUUAAAAAACAAAUAUGGUAUUGUUAUAGAUAACGAAUUAAAAUUCAAUUUGAACAUAGGAGAAGAAGAUACUUUGAGGGUUUCAAUACAAAAUAACGCCAGUUAUGCUCAUUUAUUGCAAAGUGGUUCCUUUGGGCCACAGACGACUCCAUCUCAGUUAUCAGUAGUGUCAUCGAUAGAUACAAAUAUUAGCGUAGUAAUAAAUCCUUCGGAAAGUAUUGCUUAUACAUUCAAAUGCAAAGCACAAUUUGUUGGUACAUCAGAAGAACUAUUUAUCUUUAAUUUCAAAGACUUCAAGAUAGCUAGAAUAUUUCAUAUAAAUAUCAAUAUAAAGAACAUUUUACAAAAGUUGAAUUCUGAAUCUAUUCAACAAAAGGAAGAGAAAAAUAAUUUACCCGACUUGAAUGAGUUAAUUGAAACUACAUGUAUCCCUGGAGUAAGAUCAAUCAAACCGCCUGCAUUUAUCAAAGUACGCAAUGGAAUCUUUAAAAUACCGCGACAUAUUUGGAAUGUAGUUUACGAUACUAUGCACAGUAAACUAUCAAUGACAGAAAGCAAAAUUGCUGUUGGAGAUCAUAUACCUUGUCUUCAAAAAGAGCUUUCCUUUGAGACAUAUAAGGAACGUUUUCAUGCUUUAUUGUAUCUGGAAGAGAUAGGUGUAACGUUGUAUUUACAAAAAUAUGAUAUGAAAAGUGCGAUUCUACGACGAUGUGAUGAUUAUCUUACACUUGAAGUGCCAGGAUUAGUAGAAAAACGACCUUCCCUGAUGAUUGGCGAUAAAGCCAUAGUAUCUUUUCAGUGGGAUAGUUCUAAAGAAAACCUAAAAUAUGAGGGCUACAUUCAUAAAAUCAAAAACAAGGAGAUCUUUAUGAAAUUUAACAAACAGUUUCAUUAUGAAUACAAUGGCGAGGAUUGUCAAGUGUCAUUUAAGUACUCAAAUAAUUGUAUUCAACGUUCUCACAAUGCUAUUAAUUUAGCUCUCAACCGUCUUGGACCUGAUUUUUUAUUUCCUACUCAAGUAGUGCAAAAAGAACCACAGUUCUAUUUAGAAGAAUAUGAGAACGAAGAGAAACCCAUUGAUGUACAAGAUUGUCAUAAUGAAUCAGUUGAAUCGUCAUUCAAAAAAACAAUGUCAUCUAAAACAAAAAUGAAUCCGAAUUUUAAAAUGAAUUUGACAAAUUGUACCAACCAAAAUAGUAAAACUAACAUUGCUAACACCAAAAUUUUAAGAACGCCAAAUGGAUCAAUCACUCAAAUUAAUAAUGAACUAAAACCAUAUAUUACUGAAAUAAAGAAACGAAAAUUAAAUUGGUUUAAUACAAAACUAAAUUAUUAUCAAAAAGAAGCUGUGAGAAAUAUAAUAUUAGGAUUAGCGCGUCCACUACCUUACGUUAUAUUUGGCCCGCCUGGAACAGGAAAGACAGUAACUAUAUGCGAGACGAUCUUACAAAUUUUGACCAUAAUUCCCGAAAGCAGACUUCUCGUAGCAACACCGUCGAACAGCUCGGCAAACUUAAUAGCGGAACGCUUGUUGGACAGUAAUAUACUUAAACCAGGCGAUUUGGUUCGAUUAAUUGCUUACCAUUGCUUGAAUAGUAAUGUUAUACCUGAGGAACUAUUACCUUAUUGUGCUACAGCAGAAUUAGGUGAAAAAUUGAAUGAUAAUUUCUAUCAUCACGAAAACGGAGUGAAAACGAAUUGCAGCAUGUCCGUAUUGGGUCGUCAUAGAAUUACUAUCGGCACUUGCAACAUAUUAGGAAUGUUGCACAAUAUGGGUUUUCCCCGUGGUCAUUUCUCACAUGUUCUAAUUGACGAAGCGGGUCAAGCGACUGAGCCAGAGAUCAUGAUUUCUUUAAAUUUCAUUCAUUCUGAUCAUGGUCAAGUCAUACUCGCGGGCGAUCCACUGCAACUUGGGCCUGUGGUGAUCAGCAAUUUGGCGUCUUUUUUCGGACUUGGUGUAUCAUUCCUUUCGAGACUUUUACAGCAAUUUCCUUAUCAGAGGGAUCCUGAGGGAUUCGAGACCGGCUAUGAUCCCAGACUCGUAACAAAACUUGUAAUGAACUAUCGAAGCUUACCAGAAAUACUGCAUCUACCAAACAUGCUGUUUUAUGAAUCGGAGUUACAGUCGCAAUUGUCUAAUAAUAGUGAAGAAGCUAAACUAUUGGAAAUGAUAAGAGCAGAGCUGCCCGAGAAAGAGGGAUCACCACCAGCUAUAAUCUUUCAUGGAACCAAUGGUGAGAACUACCAAGAUUCUGAUAGUCCAAGCUGGUACAAUCCCGAAGAAGCUGCACAAGUAUAUCUCUAUUUGUUGAAAUUAUAUAAGUAUGGCCUUAAAUCGGAUGACAUAGGAAUUGUAACUCCUUAUCAUAAACAGGUGAUACAAAUCCGAGAUCUGCUGAUGGAGUUAAAUCUCAAGUUACCAAAAAUUAGCACUGUGGAAGGAUUCCAAGGUCAAGAAAGAAAAAUAAUUAUUAUUUCGACUGUCAGAUCGUGCAACAAUUUAAUUAAUGAAGACGUCAAGCACUCUUUAGGUUUUAUUGCUUCGCCCAAUAGACUCAACGUCGCAAUUACUCGUGCUCGCGCUCUACUUAUUAUCCUAGGAAAUCCAAAAUUACUUGUUUUAGAUCCAUAUUGGAGAAACAUUCUAACAUAUUGUAUUGCUCAUGGUGGAUACACAGGAUGUAAUUUUAUACUUUCAUAAUAAAUCUUCAAAAUACGUAAAAUUAUCUCAUAACAUAAUUGUAUAACAAUCGUAGUACUUAAUA